Messenger RNA from Solanum dulcamara, 904 nucleotides. Its product is annotated as ESCRT-related protein CHMP1B-like. NCBI's taxonomy places the organism in Eukaryota, Viridiplantae, Streptophyta, Magnoliopsida, Solanales, Solanaceae. Gene Ontology annotation, biological process: late endosome to vacuole transport; protein transport; endosome transport via multivesicular body sorting pathway. Gene Ontology annotation, cellular component: ESCRT III complex; multivesicular body. The coding region runs from base 145 to 756 and encodes 203 amino acids. The record is from RefSeq and is a predicted model, not a curated record. The transcript has 2 exons.
UGGCCCUACAAAAGUGAGUGGCAUAUCCAAAAUCGAAAAGUAAGAAUUACAAACCCUAAUUUCAGAAAUUGAAAAGGCGAUUGAUCGAUCAAAAUAGAAAAUCGCCCAAAACAAUCGAAAAACUCCAUCACCAAAUCUUAGAAAAUGGGAAACGCCGAGAAAUUGAUGAAUCAGAUAAUGGAGCUCAAGUUCACAUCGAAAAGCCUCCAACGCCAAGCCCGAAAAUGCGAGAAGGACGAAAAGUCCGAGAAACUCAAGGUCAAGAAGGCCAUCGAGAAAGGGAACAUGGACGGCGCUAGAAUUUACGCCGAAAACGCCAUCCGCAAGCGCAGCGAACAUAUGAACUAUCUCCGUCUUUCCUCUCGCCUUGACGCCGUUGUGGCUCGGCUAGAUACUCAGGCGAAAAUGACGACGAUCAGCAAGUCAAUGUCCUCGAUCGUCAAAUCACUGGAGUCUUCACUCAACACAGGGAAUCUACAGAAAAUGUCGGAGACGAUGGAUUCCUUCGAGCGUCAGUUUGUGAAUAUGGAGGUUCAAGCUGAAUUUAUGGAGAGUUCUAUGGCUGGAAGUACUUCCCUGUCGACUCCAGAGGACCAGGUUGGCAGCCUGAUGCAACAGGUGGCUGAUGACUAUGGACUCGAGGUGUCCGUGGGGCUUCCGCAAGCAGCCGGACAUGCUAUAUCUUCUAAGGAUGAGGAGAAAGUCAAUGAGGAUGAUCUGUCCAGGCGUCUUGCUGAGCUCAAGGCGCGUGGGUAACUAGAAACUAAAGAUUCUUCUGUUAAUAUAGAAGCUUUGGUAUUUGGUGUAAUGUUGAUACAGUAUGUGGAGUGUUAUCUGUUGCAUACUUAAAAUUGAACAUGUACAUUUACCCUCUUGUGAUGGUGUAGUCAAUUUGCUUUACUAA